AAGCGCCCGACGGGCCGCGCGCGCGCGCCCCGCCGGGCUUCCCGCGGGGAGGCCGCGCGCGCCGUGGCGGGCCCGCCUCUGGCGAUGGAGGCCGCGGUGCCCGCGCGACCGGGCCCCGCCCUGGGCGAGAUCACGCUGCAGGACCUGCCGCCCUUGCCGAAGCCGGACGCUGGCAAAAUGCGGUCGGAGGUCCGGACGGGCUGCGCGGUCGUCUCGGGGGUCAUCUUUCUCUGCGUGGGAGCGGCCCACCUGGCCGACUUCGCAUUCUCCGAGGAUAUCCCUCGUCCUGCGUCCUGGACCAUUAUGGUUUUGGUCUACGUCGAAGCUGUGCUCGCAGUGGGCUUGUUGUGUGGAGUUGUCUUCGGCGACCCUGGGGUGGUCAAGCGCUCGGCCGAGGCGUGCUUUCCGCUGCCAACCGAGGUGGCCGAGCGGCUGAGAGGCGGCCAGUCCACGGAUGGGCUCGCGAACAUCAGGGACGGCGACAGGAGUUUCUGCGUGCGGUGCCUCGUGUGGCGGAGCCCCGACGUGGUCCCCGCGUUGGGCGCCCCGGUGCGGGCCAGAGGACGUCGGCCACAUCACUGCAAGACGUGCGAGCGCUGCGUGCUGCAUUUCGACCACCACUGCGCCGUCCUGGGCCGCUGUAUUGCUGGACGAGGUUAUUUCAACGGCAACAUGUGUUACUUCGGAGGUCUUAUUGCAAUGGGUGGGCUGGGUGCUCUCACCGCUGUAUCCGCGGUGCUGGCAGGGCUACUUCACUGGUGUGACAGCGUCGAGUGUUACAGUCUCAGCGCUGUCGGAGCGUGCCUGUGUAUGUGCUGCUGUCCACGGUGCAAGCUACCGUUGAGGCGAGGAGGCCGGCUGUAG
Molecule: messenger RNA, 864 nt
Organism: Prorocentrum cordatum
Lineage: Eukaryota; Dinophyceae; Prorocentrales; Prorocentraceae
Source: the annotation of a GenBank genome assembly